Molecule: messenger RNA, 1393 nt
Organism: Trichechus manatus latirostris (Florida manatee)
Lineage: Eukaryota; Metazoa; Chordata; Mammalia; Sirenia; Trichechidae
Gene: TMPRSS11A
Product: transmembrane serine protease 11A
Exons: 10
Coding region: 1-1164 (387 amino acids)
Biological process (GO): proteolysis
Cellular component (GO): extracellular region; plasma membrane
Molecular function (GO): serine-type endopeptidase activity
Source: RefSeq, a predicted model, not a curated record
AUGGAUACAACAGUCUCAGAAGAAGUGAGAGACCAGAAAAUGGAGUAUUAUCAUAGCAUUUUUAAAAUUUCACAUCGACGAGCAAGCAGCAAUUCUGGACAAAACAACACAUACCAAUUUAAGGAGUUACAAGAGAUGAGCGAGAAUUUGGUAAGCGAAGUAGACGACAUAUUUAUAGAUUCGGCCUUGAGCAAGCAUUAUAUCAAGAGCCAAGUGGUCAGACUGACUCCAGAAGAAGAUGGUGUGAAAGCAGAUAUUGUUAUGGUGUUCCAGUUCCCCUCUACUGAACAAAGAGCAGUAAGAGAGAAGAAAAUCCAUAGCAUCUUAAAACAGAAUAUAAGAAACACAAGAGCUCUACCAAUAAAUAUCUCGUCAGUUCAGUUUAAUGCAAUGAGAUCAUCAACAGGGAAGUUAACUGUCCAAGCAUGUUGUGGAAAACGAGCUGUUCCAUUAAUUGUCAACAGAAUAAUGUCUGGUGACACUGCAGCCAAGUCUGCCUGGCCUUGGCAAGCUUCGCUUCAGCGUAACAACGUACAUCAGUGUGGAGCCAGCUUGAUUAGUAAUACAUGGCUCGUUACUGCAGCACACUGCUUUAAGAAUAAUGCAAAUCCACAUCAAUGGACUGUUAGCUUUGGAACAACAAUCAACCCUCCCUUAAUGAAAAGAAAUGUCAAAAGAAUCAUUGCCCAUGAGAGAUAUCACUCCCCAGCAAGAGAAUACGACAUUGCCGUUGUACAGUUCUCACCCAGAAUCACCUUUACUGAUGACGUACGCCGAAUUUGUUUGCCAGAAGCCUCUGCAUCCUUUCGACCGAAUUCAACUGUCUACAUCACAGGAUUUGGAGCACUUUUCUAUGGUGGGGAAUCCCAAAAUGAUCUUCAAGAAGCCAGAUUGAAAAUAAUAAGUGAUGCUGUGUGCAAGCAACCACAUGUGUAUGGCAGUGAUAUAAAAUUUGGAAUGUUUUGUGCUGGAUAUUUGGAAGGAACUUAUGAUGCCUGCAGGGGUGAUUCUGGAGGACCUUUAGUUGCAAAGGAUCUUAAAGAUACCUGGUAUCUCCUUGGAAUUGUGAGCUGGGGCGAUAACUGUGGACAAAAGAACAAACCUGGAGUCUACACAAAAGUGACUUAUUACCGAAAGUGGCUUGCUUCAAAAACAGGUCUCUAAUUCACUAUACAAGUUAAACAAAGAGAGCUGUAUGCAGGUCAUACAUAUAUAAGAAUUCAAGUAUUUGGUGGAUGUAAUACAAUAAAGUGUACUACAAAAAGAGUAAAUGAAUGGGCCCAGCAACACUUGACACAUGACAUGAUUUAUUUUAAAAGCACUUUAAUCAACCAAUAACUCACAGUCAAUGUGUAACGGUGCACUGGUGGUGCAGUGCUUAAGAACUCGGCUG